CAGCUUCGCUGAGAGUGGCGGCAUGGCGCUGGGGAAGGAAGACAGUCGAGGUGAAUGAAAGGCCAGAGGAAUAGAUGUUCUCGCCCGACAUAGAGUAACGUGCGAGAGCGGUCGGGACAUUUUGGUUGUUGCCGUGACGAACAGAGCAAGCUAUGGCGUCUCUGUGUGUUGCACCGGUCAUGCGCGUGGGAAUGCUGCCACAACCUGCCGGAGUCUUGAACCGCUCUUCCAUGCGUUCUGGCUUGACAUCGUCCUUCACUGCCUCGCGCUCAGUAGCUUCUUCUUCUUCAUGCUCUUUCGCAGGUAUUUCUUUGAGGCCAUGUGUCUUCAGAUUACCUCUGCUACAAAGGGGAGGUUUGGUACAAGUUAGGGCGAAGGUUGCUCUUGGAUGCACCAAGAGAUCAAAGUCUCGUAAAUCCGUUGCCCGGGUUUCAGGCUUCCGCAUUCGAAUGAGCACAACCGAUGGACGCAAUGUUCUGAAGAGGAGAAGAGCAAAGGGCAGGAAGAGACUUGUGCCCGCUAGCAACCCUAGCAGCGGGAAGUACGCUUAAACUUCUUAGUGUUCAGUAAGCAUUAUAGUACAUUUGCUGUUCCUAGUCUUUUACUACGGGCCUUCAAUGAGGCCCGAGGCUUGAAAUUCUUUUACCUCAUCGAUUCCGAGACGUUCAUGUUUAGAAGUGGAACUUCAACAUAGCUGUUAACAAUGACACGAUUUGAAUACAUUUUUCCAGUUCAGGCAU
This is a messenger RNA of Marchantia polymorpha subsp. ruderalis, 740 nucleotides long. NCBI's taxonomy places the organism in Eukaryota, Viridiplantae, Streptophyta, Marchantiopsida, Marchantiales, Marchantiaceae. The record is from the annotation of a GenBank genome assembly.